ACAAACCUGAAAGGUAUAAAUUGCAGCUUGAACAACAAACCAUUGUUCUUGAAGGCCAAAUUGCAGAAGAAAAACGAAGCCAGUUCUCGCAAAGGUAUAAAUGGAUUGUAACGUAAUCGCUUUCCUCUGUGCUCUGUUCUAUCUUCUAUCUGUGUGGGGGCUGUCCCUUGCUUGACAUCUCUGGCCUGGUAUGGUCAAAAUAGUUGAAAUCAACGUUCAAACAUAAUAAAUUUCUUCCCCAAUUUCCCUCCCUUUUCAAUCUUUGAUUGGUUCAACCAUCAUUUGCUUCCAUUUUGUGAUUGUAUUGUAUACUAUUAUUGAUUGUAUUGUAUACUUUGAUCUCCCCUCCCUAUUUCCCUCUUUUUUUCUUUGCGAGGUUGGGAUUAUGAUCGUCAUGAACAACUCGAUUACGGAACCAUUCCUCCGUGAUGCCAAAUGUCAAGCUUCAGAAGAAACUGAUCUUGAGAAUGGAACGCAAGUUGUGGAAAGCAAUUCUGACUUUGAAAUGGAGGCAUUCAAUAAGCAGAUUCAAGAGAUUGAGAUACAAGUAGAUAAGCUUUCUGGACGUCUUGUUAACUUAAAGAAUUUGCUAAGGGAUGCUAAUAAGGAAUCAAAAUCUGUUACAAAAGCGUCGGAGAUGAUAGUUAUAAAGAAACGGAUGGAGAAGUAUAUUAAUGAUGUGGGAAAUAUUGCACGCAAUGUCAACGGGAAGCUACAAGUUAUAACUGUAGAUAUCUUACUCCUUAGGCAGAUGCCUGGACGUCAGAUGGGAACUGCCUCAGACAGAGCAAGAAUGAACAUGACAAAUGUCUUGACAAAAAAGCUCAAGGAACUGAUGAUUGAAUUCGAGGCCCUUCGUGAAAUAGUUCAGGACGAGUAUCGUGAAGUCGUAGAAAGACGAGUGAUUACAGCAGUCACGGGUAGCAGUCCAGAUGAGUUGGUGAUUGAUCACCUUAUAGAAACUGGAAUCAGUGAGCAAACGUUCCCAAAUGCAUUUGAACAAACGAGACAAGGGAAGGUCGUAAGUACCAUGGACGAAAUUCAAGAGCGACUCGAUGCAGUGAAGGAGCUUGAGAAAAGGCUCUCGGAAUUGCAUCAGAUUUACCUGAAAACAGCAGCUUUAGUGGAGGGUCAAGCUAAACCUUUGGAUAACAUAGAAAAUCAGGGGAGGAACGCACAAGACCGCUCUCAGUCGAGGAUCAAAGCAAUCCAGGCGGUAAAGAACUUAGAGAAGGAAUCAAGAAAAGGCGUGAUGUACAUAAUCAUCACAGUGCUGGUAGUAAUAAUCUUAAACCUCCUCCCAGCUGAUCAGCCAUGAAAAGAGUAACCGAUGAAGAUAACACCAGAAAGUGAACUCAGUUUCAUUGCUAGAAGAAUGUGGAAAACAAAACCUUCUUAUAUUAUAAGAGUGUGAAAAUCUCUUCCUAGCA
Molecule: messenger RNA, 1430 nt
Organism: Cucurbita pepo subsp. pepo (vegetable marrow)
Lineage: Eukaryota; Viridiplantae; Streptophyta; Magnoliopsida; Cucurbitales; Cucurbitaceae
Source: RefSeq, a predicted model, not a curated record